UCAAACGUACAGGUGCAGAUUGGGAUUCCGGGUGUAUUCUGCUGCCUGUUUAAUUACCUUUCCCACUUCUUCUAGACAUUCUUGUACUACUGGCAGUUCUUAAAUAAUUUAAAUGAAGAAUUUAGAAACACUUUAAAAUGUACCUAAUCACGUCAUCUUGAACUCCCGUAUAAAGUAAAUGUAUAAAUGAUGUGCAUUUGUCCUUUCCUGCCACUUCGAGAACAGGCCACAUCUGAGAAUAAUAAAUACCACAAAAUCCAGCGAUCAGAUGCUCGAAACGUGACUCAAGCUUUGCAACGUGGAUCGACACAUUUGAAGAGCGCCUGGUUUCCGCGAAGAAGUCAUUUUGUUUGUGGUGACGAUGGUGGUGGCGGUGCUUUAUGAUUAGGAAGGAGAUCGUCUGGGCGGGUGGAUUUCUUUUUUCCCCUCGUUGCAACAGAAAAGCCAAGCGGCAGGAGAACCUGUCGCGUCGCGCUUUCGCAGGACGGACAAGCCCGUGAGUCGAAUCCCCCUCGCCAAGCAAAGCCGCGGAGGCGAGGGGCGGGCUAAUCGCAGGCCAGGCCCUCUGAGCGGGAAGGAGCGGGCUCGGCAGUUCAAAAAGGCGUCAGCCUGAGGCGCGCCGUCACCGCUGCCGGUGUCUCCUGAGGCGGGAGUCGUUCCUCCCUUUAUGCCGCGUUGCCGUCUCCGUCCUUCCUCUGUCUUCACAUUCCUUUUUCCUGAGCUGAAAGCCAGCCGGGGAGCUGCCUGCCUCGCCUUCCCCCGCCGCACGAUUGAUAGGGCAGUGAAGCAGCUGCUGGUGCUGCAACCCGGCAGAGUUCCUGGGACAACGCGAUGACCGACUUCAGCGGAGGCCUGGCGAGCGCUGGCGGCGGCGAAGCGCCUGCUCAGGGGGAACUUUCUGCUCGCGGAGCCCGCAUCGCCGGUGGCGCCGUGGGGCUCCUGGACAAAGGCUUCGACAGAUACCUCGACGACCCUUUUGACGCGGACCAAAACCCUCAGGGCAUUUUGAAUUUUGGGACAAGCGAGAACAAGCUUUGUUUUGAUUUACUACAGGAAAGGCUUUCAAAACCUGAUGUGACUUAUUUGGAACCUCACUUAUUCCAAUACUUGGAUACUCAAGGCAUUAAAAG
This is a messenger RNA of Python bivittatus (Burmese python), 1130 nucleotides long. The record is from RefSeq and is a predicted model, not a curated record. NCBI's taxonomy places the organism in Eukaryota, Metazoa, Chordata, Lepidosauria, Squamata, Pythonidae.